AUGGCAGGUAUUGAAGUAACGCAGCUGGAACACAACCAUCCGCUGUUUCUCCAUGCGUCAAAUGCUCCAGGACUAGUUCUAGUGCCAAUUAAGCUCACAGGGCAAGAAAAUUAUGCACUGUGGAGCAGGGCAAUGAAGCUAGCCCUUAGGGGAAAGAGCAAGCUUGGUUUUGUAGACAAAAGUUGUAUGAAAAACAUGUAUAGAGGUGAGUUGGCAGAACAAUGGGAGAAGUGUAAUGCGAUUGUGCUGUCAUGGAUAGGUAGUAAAGUGGCGAAUGAAUUGAUUCCAAGUAUCAUGUUUGCAUCAAGUGCAAAGAAGGUGUGGAGGGACUUUAAGGAAAGGUUUGACAGAUGUAGUCUCACUAGGGUCUAUCAGUUGUGGACAAAAAUUGCAUCGUUAAGACAUGGUAUGAAUUCUGUAACCACAUACUAUUCAAAAAUGAAUGAUUUGUGGAAUGAAUUAGACAUACUAGCACCAAAACCAGGCUAUGAUUGUGAGGAAUCUAGACCAUCUCUUGAACAUCUAUUACACCAGCGUUUGUUACAAUUUCUUAUGGGUCUAAGUAAAAGCUAUAGUAAUGUGAGGAGUAAUGUAUUGAUGAAGAGGCCUGUAGUCAGUGUAAAUGAAGCCUAUGCCAUAGUGACUCAGGAAGAGAGUCAAAGGGCUCUAGGAGUGGCUGAUAUGAACAAAGAUCUACUGACUAUGAUGGCAGGGAGGCCUCAAUAUAACAAACCUAAGAAGAUAGGAAUGGUAUGUGAACACUGUGGUUAUAAAUGCCACUUGAAGGAAAAUUGCUACAAUAUAGUAGGAUAUCCAACAGAUUUUAAGAGCAAGAAGAAGACUCAUGUUGCAGGAGGAGGCAGGACAUUUGCUAGCAAUGCAAAUGCAGAAGAUACCAGCAACUCUAAGAGUCAAUCACAAGGACAUUACCUGACACAGGAGCAGUACCAGCAAAUUGUUGAACAAACCUACAGGUUCAAAGGGCUUUACAGUGUUAAUGUAUUGGGGAUUGAUAGAGAACAUGAAGGAUUAUACGUAAUAAAGCAAAUGGAAGCAGAAAACAAGGCAUUGGUGGCGGAAACAAUUACAAAGGAAAAUGCAGAAACAGUUUUAUGGCAUUACAGAAUGGGACAUGCUUCAAUAAGAUCUUUGCAGCACUUAUCAGUCUUGAAGAAUAAAAUCAGCAGUAUAGAAACAGGAAAUUGUGAUUACUUAAGAUCUGACAAUGGAACAGAAUUCUGUAAUACACAAUGUGAUAGCUUGUUCGCUUCUUAUGGUAUUAUUCAUCAAACUAGUUGUCCCUAUAAACCACAGCAAAAUGAUACAGAAAGAAAGCACAGGCAUAUCUUAGAGGUGGCCAGAGCAUUUAAAUUUCGAAGUGGAGUCCCUAUAAGAUUUUGGGGUGAUUGUGUUAAGACUGCAGUUUAUGUGAUCAAUAGACUACCUACACUAGUUCUGAAAGGAAGAACUCCCUAUGAGCUGUUGUAUGGGAAAGAACCUAAGGUGGAUCACCUAAGGGUAUUUGGUUGUCAAUGCCACACAACAACUUUGCCCAAGGGAGAUAAGUUUGCACCCAGAGCUAGGAAGGCAGUGUUCAUUAGCUACUCAGAAACACAAAAGGGAUAUAGACUGUAUGAUCUUGAACAAAAAUCCUUUUUUGUAAGCAGGGAUGUAGUGUUUCAAGAAGGCAGAUUUCCUUUCAAGGAUACAAGUGUUGAAUCAGAUGACAUGUUUCUUCAACAGCCCAUUUCAGCAGAAGAAUACAUUCCUAGUUCACCACCUAUACAAGCUGUGGGUCAAGAAGAUACUACUUUACCUAUGAAUCGAGAUGCAAUUGAUUCUCUUGCAGUUGAUGAUGACUUGGAAUCAGAAGAAGUAGAGCCAAUCUCUACAACACUGGAGCAGUUGAACUUACCAGAUACUCAAGGCUCAACACUUGGUGAGGUGUCAGGAGAGGUUCCUCCUGUUGAGCCAGUGUCUGCACCAACUACAACUGACUUACCUGCACAACCAACUCUAAGAGAACCUAGAUAG
Messenger RNA from Nicotiana attenuata, 2034 nucleotides. RefSeq lists its product as uncharacterized. The record is from RefSeq and is a predicted model, not a curated record. Gene Ontology annotation, molecular function: nucleic acid binding. NCBI's taxonomy places the organism in Eukaryota, Viridiplantae, Streptophyta, Magnoliopsida, Solanales, Solanaceae. Gene Ontology annotation, biological process: DNA integration. Bases 1 to 2034 code for a protein of 677 amino acids. The transcript is spliced from 3 exons.